GUCUUUCGAGCCCCGACAACAUCAUCUUAAAAGCAGCGGUUAGAGGGGACAAGUUGGGGUAGCUAGGGCUGCUGGUAGCACUCUAUCCGAAGUCAUCCGUGUCUUUGUUUGUGUCUCUACUGCGGCCGGUACACACGACCUCGAACUCCAAGACCAAGACCAAUCCGAGCGGGUUUUGAAGCCCAUGUUUGACGGCACCAGAUAGCGAACCGGCACAGCUCGCCGAGCUUUGGCCCACUACACGUUCCAGGCCGUUUGGCUCUGAACCAGUUUCGCUCGCUAUGAUAGACCACGUCCUCGGGAGGCCCUCGGUCAAGUCCCGAAGGCUGCAGGUCCUCGCCGUUAUAGGCUUCUGGUCGGCCUAUCUGCUCAGGGGCAACAAACAUGGCCCUCCCGUGUUCCGCCUCUUCUCGCGCAUGUUCUCCAAGCGGCUAACAGCAUGGCAGACCGUGGUCAUGACCAUGAUCUACCUCUACGCUGCCCGGAACUUCAGCACUCUUGUCGGCCUCGCGAGCCCCGAGCCCAUGUCCAACAUGUACGACGCCACCUACUUCCGCGCCACUUGGGUGCUCACCGCCCUAGACGCUGGCUUCUGGACCGCCAUGAAGAUUAAGAGCAAGUGGCUGCGCGACCUGGCCUCCAUCGUCUUCUCCGUCUUCUACAUGGUGGCUGCCGAAAAAGCCGACGAGAAGGUCCGCAAGGUCCGAGGCAACCUGACAAUAGACCAUCUCCGCAUCAGCUGGAACAAGGGGAACCAGUCCCCAUACCUGCGCUUUUUCCAGGGCCUCGUCCGCCCGCGCUUUACUAGGUGGCCGCCGCGGGCCAUCCGGAUACCCCGGCCGGCCACUAGCGACUACAAAGACCCCGUCUCCGCCUGGCUUUAUUACGACGGGCCCCUGUCCGAUCUCGAGCAUCACAACAAGGUUGUCUUAGACAUCCCGGGCGGCGGCUACGUGGCGAUGGAUCCCCGAUGCAAUGACGACAAGCUGCUCGCCUGGGCUGCCAAGACGGGCCUGCCCGUGCUGAGCCUCGACUACAAAAAAGCCCCCGAGUACCCGUACCCCUACGCCCUGAACGAAUGCUACGAUGUCUACUGCACCCUGAUCAAGAGCCGCGGCCGAUGUAUCGGGCUAUCCGGAAGGGAGGUGCCCAAGGUGGUUAUCACGGGCGACAGCGCCGGAGGGACCCUGGCGACAUCCAUGACGCUGAUGAUCAUCGAGAGUGGCUCCUCCCCCGUUCGUCGCUUCCACAAUGGCCAGUUGGAUCUUCCUAUUCCCGACGGCCUGAUCCUCUUCUAUCCUGCCAUGGACAUGAACAUUGGCAAUUGGAUGUCGGACGAGCAGAUGGCGCUGAUCAAGGAUCGCAGCAUGCGUGGCACCAACAAGCCCAUCAUGCAGCGCAAGUCGAUGCAGUACAACGACCUGGUCGGGACUCCCCACCAGUCUGAUAAUGAGGACGAUGCCGGCUCGGGGUCCAAGACCUCGGAUUCGUCCAGCCAAGAAGAAGGUGAGAAUACCCAAAAUAAAGAUGCGAGUGAUGGCGGCCAUGUGCAAGAUCCCGCGCCCAAGUACGCGCACUCUGGGCCUACGACAUGGGGCCAGACCCAACAACAGGAACAAGGCCAAGGGAACAGUUUAGUUCCUUCUUCUCCCGACGUGCCCGUAAAGCGCCAGCAAAAGAAAAGCAUGUCUUCUCACCAUCCGGAGCCGAUGCGCACGCGGCUAGCCAUGUCGAGCAUGCUGUCAUACUUCAACGACCGUGUUCUGACACCCGAGAUGAUGCGCGCCAUGAUUAUCUUGUACGUCGGGCCACACAACCGCCCCGACUUUAGCCGUGACUACUUGCUCAGCCCGAUACUGGCCCCCGACGUGCUGCUGGCGCGCUUUCCAAAGACAUACUUCCUGACGGGCGAGCGGGACCCCCUCGUCGACGACACGGUUAUCUUCUCGGGCCGCCUCCGCCGCGUCAAGGCCGCCCAGAUAGCCAGCGGAGGUACCCGCUUCGAAUACCAGGACCACGACGCCCACGCCCCCGGCUUCAACGAGCGCGAUGUCGCCGAGGUCGCCCUCAUCCCCGGCAUCAGCCACGGCUUCCUCCAGUUCCCGACCGUCUACCCGCCGGCCUGGGGCCUCUUUGACCGCACCGCCCACUGGAUCGAGGACGUGUUUGUGGACGCGGAGCGCAAGGAGCGGGACCGCAAGAGGGGCCGGAGACCCACUAACGACGUAGCCAGCAACAACGGCCUGCUCAGCGGGAAGACGCUAGUGGAAACACCUGCAGACAUCGCAUCGGCGCCGGCGACUGGGGCAGCCACGACGGCGGGGCGGCACCACUUCCGCCACGAGUCGAGCGGCGACGAGGACCGGCCGCUCGAGAUGAUGAGCAUGACGCGGGCGAGGACCCGCUCGGUAAAGGAAGCCGCCGACGAAGCCAGCCCCCCAGUGGCUUCAACAGCCGGGCGGGGAGGGGCUGCUGCCAGCGCCGACAGCGUCGCCAAGGGAGAAUACGUGAGCGAAGAAAGUGUACCCGCCGGUACCGACGACGUCGUCGCUGGCGAGGAAGACGAUAGUGGCGACGAGGCAACCAAGAGGGGCGGUAACAACGGCGCCGCUGGGCGCGGCGGUGGUGACCUGAAAAGGAAAUCCAAGAGGGGCGGCGUCCGCCGCGUGCGCACAAAGGACCACAGCCUUAUCAAGCUCGCCAGCUCUGACGACCUGCUCAGCAGGCGCAUGCACGGCCUGGCAGGCGGGCUCACAGGGCUGCCAACGGAUCCGGAAUAGAGAAAAUAAACCCCCCUCUCGAGGUGUACUUGUGGGUAGUUAAAUAGAUGGAUAUUGGAAGGGGGGGAGAAACGGGGGAAUGUAUUUUGGUUGGCAUGGAAGCGUAGGCAUCUACACGAACAUGUUUUGACGAUGAUGUGUGUGUGUGUGCUGUACAUAUGUACAAUACAAUACAAUACUACAAAGCGGACUCUCUCCGAAAACACGCGAAUUUACAAUUUUCACCAUCUAUUCGGGCGGUCAAAAUUGCCCAGC
Messenger RNA from Lasiosphaeria miniovina, 3035 nucleotides. Its product is annotated as Alpha/Beta hydrolase protein. Gene Ontology annotation, biological process: triglyceride catabolic process. The record is from RefSeq and is a predicted model, not a curated record. Gene Ontology annotation, molecular function: sterol ester esterase activity; triacylglycerol lipase activity. Gene Ontology annotation, cellular component: cytosol. NCBI's taxonomy places the organism in Eukaryota, Fungi, Ascomycota, Sordariomycetes, Sordariales, Lasiosphaeriaceae. The transcript is spliced from 2 exons. Bases 282 to 2780 code for a protein of 832 amino acids.